Messenger RNA from Silurus meridionalis, 2715 nucleotides. RefSeq names its product trimethyllysine hydroxylase, epsilon (gene tmlhe). Gene Ontology annotation, molecular function: trimethyllysine dioxygenase activity; iron ion binding. The record is from RefSeq and is a predicted model, not a curated record. The transcript has 8 exons. Lineage: Eukaryota; Metazoa; Chordata; Actinopteri; Siluriformes; Siluridae. Gene Ontology annotation, biological process: carnitine biosynthetic process. The coding region runs from base 249 to 1487 and encodes 412 amino acids. Gene Ontology annotation, cellular component: mitochondrion.
CGUGGCGCGCAUGCGCGUUUUCUCGCGGAGCGAUAACAACCACUGUAAUGCACGCAGCUACUUUCAUUCUGACAAUAAACACAGUGACAUACAAGACUAGAUAGUCCAAACAUUAAUGUCCUUGGCGGUAGCUCCGGUUUUCUCCAUGAAAGGUGUGAAUUAAAGGUCACCUUAAAGCAGACAGAGUGAAGUUUUUCAGUUCUUCAAGUCUACAGUCCAGACAUCUAUCCAUCUAUAACCCAUCUAUCAUGGCUUUAGUCCAGAUGUUUGUGAAGCUUCGAGGGUCUGUACAGUCUGUAUCUCGGGCCUGGGGAUGUGCACCAGUGACGGUUGGAAGCAAUAGAUGCCAACACACAGCACCUCAGGAUAUUUAUCACUGGCAACUGUUGGACGACUGUUUCCAACUCCGUUAUGGUGGUCUCAUGAUGCACUUUAACUACGUGUGGCUGAGGGAUCACUGCCGCUCGGCCUCAUGCUACAACUCCAAAACAAACCAGCGCAACUUAGACACCGGCAGCAUCGAUCUGAACAUCCGUCCCACGAAGACCCGGGUGGACGAGGAGAAUCUCUUCCUGACAUGGCCCGACGGUCACGCUACACGCUACAACCUGGCCUGGCUGGCGAAGAACAGCUAUGAGGGCCAGAAAUGGAGUGCUAAACAACCACGAAUCCUGUGGAACUCAGAGAUUUACACCAAUGCCAAAGUGCCUCCCGUCAGCUGGGAGAAGUUCAUGAGCUGUGACGAAGAGUUGAAGAUGUUUCUAAACAACUUUUUACUGUACGGCAUUGCGUUUGUGGAGGAUGUCCCGGCUACGAUCGAUGCUACUGAGACAGUGAGCAAAAGAGUUAGCGUUAUCAGAGAGACGAUGUACGGCCGAAUGUGGAGUUUCACGUCCGAUUUCUCUCGCGGUGACACGGCAUACACAAAGCUGGCCCUGGACCGCCACACAGACACUUCUUACUUCCAAGAACCUUGUGGGAUUCAGGUCUUCCACUGUCUGAGGCACGAGGGGACCGGCGGCAGGACUCUGUUAGUAGACGGCUUCAAUUCAGCGAACAAAGUCCUCGAGCAGUCUCCAGAGAACUUUGAGCUCCUGUCACAAGUCCCCAUCAAACACGAGUUCAUCGAGAACACCGGCGAUUAUCAGAACCACAUGAUCGGCAUCGGCCCGGUAGUCAACGUCUACCCCUGGAACAACGACGUCUACAUGAUGAGGUACAACAACUAUGAUCGUGCGGUGAUAAACACGGUUCCUCACAACGUGACGCAACGCUGGUACGUGGCACACAGACAGCUCACUGACGAGCUCCGGAAACCGGAGAACGAGCUGUGGGUCAAACUCAAACCGGGCAAGGUUCUCUUCAUCGAUAAUUGGCGAGUGUUGCACGGUCGAGACUCAUUCACAGGACUACGCCAGCUCUGUGGAUGCUAUUUGACCAGAGAUGACGUCCUCAACACCGCUCGCGCUCUGGGCCUUCAGGCUUGAUCAUCAUCUGAGCAGCACUAGAACAUCCAACAGAAAAAGGACAAGCUGAAUCAAUGCUGACAAGCAAAAAAUGUCAAACUGUUGAAAAUCAGUUCAGUUUUAUUUGAAAAGCGCUUUUAAUAAUGGACAAUGGUCAAAAAGUAUUUUUACAGGAAUAGAGCGAGGGGUAGUGAGGGAACACAUGUUGAGGAAGAAACCUUGAGAUCAAGCAGACUCAAACGGGAACCUCACCACUCCACUGCUCCUCAUCUUCAUCUCAUUACUGGACAGUGUGAUUAUAAAUAAUUCCUUUCUAAAAUCUUGCAUUAAUACAGAGUGGUGCAGGGAAACGCAGGGGAAUUUUGAAACUAGGAGUUCCGACCCUGCGAUGUCAAUUGUUGGGAACCAGUGCGAGUUUGUUUCAAACCCCUUAACAUUAGUUAUGGGUAUUACAGGUUAGGACGUCAUGAUCGUGCCUCAAAGAAACGUGUUCACCCUUAAAAAAGAAGUCCCACACACCGGAGAAUAUCGAGGCUGUACGACCUGCCAUCGUGAGGAGCCCUGACACAUCACUGUGAUGGGACAUGAUCAUGACGUCCUAACUGGUAAAUUCCCUUUGCGCAGCUCUCACACUAUCACCAUUCUUACAAACCCCUUGUGCACCAUUAUCACUAACGGCAAGGGAUUCGAAAGGAGCUCGCGCUGGGUCCAAACAGUCGCACCCCAUAGUCGCCAACUCCCUAGUUCCAAAAUUUCACGUUUAUCCUCAAAGGUGUAGAAAAUCUUCUUUGUUAAAAGUUUUUUAAUAAUCCAAUGAAGCUGGAAAUCGUAUUUUUUUCGGUUUUACUAAAGAUACACACAGUAGAUGAAGCUGAGAGAUACAAGAAGGAAAAAUUCUAGCACUUUGACAAUGCUGAUAUUCGGUGAUCAUGGUUAUGUUUUUAAAUGUAUUCAUGUAGACAGGGUUGUACCAAAACACCUGCUUUACGCUGAUGUAUUGUAGCCUCACAUGAGAAAAACCUGUACAUUAACGUAGUACGCUGUAAAACUCUCAAAAUUGUGCUCUGACAAAGUUUUGGUUUGAAAUUGACUUUGAAAUAAAUUGUACAAUCUUACAGUAAUUAAGCUCCCACACAAUACGGACAGAUAUUAUUAUUUUACGGUACUUUCCCAAGUGGUAAAUUGACACAUAAACCAAAAAAAAGAUAAUGUUACUUAAUAUAAAUACAUGAAAAAAUGUUGAAGAUCA